AUGGCGACUUCCAUACCGGACAACGCUUUGGAAACUAUUUUGACAAAGUUCGCGAUUCCAAAUCUGAAAACCGGACAAAAGAAAAUUCUGGAGUGUCUGAUAGAUGGCCGAGAUUGCAUGGCAGUACUUCCCACGGGAUAUGGAAAGUCUCUUCCGUUUCAGAUGUUUAUCCCAUUGAAGCGCCAGAUAGAUCAUCAUUUUGACGAGAAGCUUCUUGUUUGUUCACCGCUGGUUUCUCUGAUGCAAGAUCAAGUGGAAAAACUGACAAAUAUCGAUGAUAUUACAGCGGCCUAUAAAGGGGCUAGUGCUGUGAGUGACCAACGUAUUAGGGAUGGAGAAAUUGAUAUCAUCUAUGCCUCUCCAGAAGCCUUAAUUGGUGAUCCGGAGUGGAGAUCGGCCAUACAGAAGUUGAAUAUUUCAUCUAUUGUAGUGGAUGAAUUUCACACAAUAGCCACAUGGGGAGAAGAUACUGAUGAUUCUGGGAAGAAAGCCUUCAGGAAAUGGUUUUCCUACAUUGGGGAGCUACGUUCUCUCUUUCCUGAUGCCAAUAUUUUGGCCUUAAGUGCCACAUGCACUCUAAACAUCAGGAAAAGAGUGAAAAAAGUUUUGAAUUUGAAAGCAGAUACAGUUGAAAUUUCAGUAAGCCCUAACAAGCCAAAUAUUAAAUUUGUCAUAUCAAAGGUCCAUACUUGUAUUGAAAUUGCAAUGUGCUGGCUUGUAGAUGGAUUGAAUACUAAACAGAAAGCUUUCCCCAGGACAAUUAUUUACUGCAGGACAAUCAAAGAUACCGCAUGUUUAUUUCAAUACAUCACCACCGAAAUACCUGAAUGUGUAGAGUUUGUUGACAUGUACCAUUCACUUACUCCCUCUGUGCAGAAGGAUAAGAUCAUGGAAGGCCUAAGAAGUCCAACAGGUACCCUCCGAUUGGUCAUUGCCACAAGUGCACUUGGAAUGGGUAUUGACAUUGUUUCAUUUUACAGUGUAGUAGUGUUUGGCCUAUCCGACACACUUGUUGACCUACUCCAGGAAAUCGGGCGGGUUGGAAGAGAUGGAAAACCUUCUGCAGCCCUACUAUUGUACAAUUCUUACCAUUUACGAAGUGUUGGGAAGGAAGUCAAAGAAAUUACUAUGUGUACAGGGUGCAGAAGAGAAGCCAUCAUGUCAUCCUUCUUAAACCCUGAAGACAUGGAGAAACUGAAGGAAACUACUCGAGUCCAUGCAUGUUGUGAUGCUUGUGCAACACAUUGUGCUUGUGGUGUGUGCACUUCUCUGCCGAUUGAAGACAUGUUUCAUUCAAUAGAUGGUUGUGAGGACGCAAAUGACAGUGCAGACAGUGAUGUCACCGUCGAUUACCAAUGCAUUUCAGACUUUGAUGAUAGUUUUGACAUUGAUUUGUAACUGCAUUGAUACAUCUGUAUGUGUGUCUUAUUGUCACGAUUAAAAUCAGAUCUGACUGUUGCACUCUUCCAGUCUUUGGCAAUCUAAACACUUUUAGCAGUCCUAAUGAGGAAUGAGAAAUGUUUUUUUAUGCUGCUUUUAGCAGUAUUACAGCAAUAUCACGACAUGACUCGUUAACAUUUAAGAAUAUGUCUAUUUUGUUGUUUGGUUUGGUUUGUUUGUUGUUUAACGCCGCACUCAGCAAUAUUCGAGCUAUAUGACGGCAGUCUGUAAUUAAUCAAGUCUGGACCAGUCAGUCCUAUUUUGUGGGGUGGUA
Haliotis rufescens (red abalone) is the source of this 1714-nucleotide messenger RNA. RefSeq names its product ATP-dependent DNA helicase RecQ-like. Gene Ontology annotation, molecular function: nucleic acid binding; four-way junction helicase activity; ATP binding. Gene Ontology annotation, cellular component: nucleus; nucleoplasm; chromosome. Lineage: Eukaryota; Metazoa; Mollusca; Gastropoda; Lepetellida; Haliotidae. Gene Ontology annotation, biological process: telomere maintenance; double-strand break repair via homologous recombination. The record is from RefSeq and is a predicted model, not a curated record. Bases 1 to 1398 code for a protein of 465 amino acids. The transcript is spliced from 3 exons.